AUGGGAACCCGCGACGACGAGUACGACUAUCUAUUCAAAGGUGAGAGGAGCGGGGGAAGGAGCGGAUGACGAUGGUGCGGAGGGGGGGGGCGCCUGGCUGGGAGGGGGGCGGCGAAGCCCCGCCCCUACCCGGAGGAGGCGGGGCUUGCCCCCGCGUUCGAAGAGGGAGGAGCUUGCCCAGGGUUCCAAAAGGGAGGGGUUAGCCCAGGAUUCCAAAGGGGAGGAGCUUGCCCCGGGUUCCGAAGGGGAGGAGCUUGCCUCGGGUUGCAAAGGGGAGGGGUUAGCCCAGGGUUCCAAAGGGGAGGAGCUUGCCCAGGAUUCCAAAGGGGAGGAGCUUGCCCCGGGUUCCGAAGGGGAGGGGUUAGCUCAGGGUUCCGAAGGGGAGGAGCUUGCCUCGGGUUGCAAAGGGGAGGGGUUAGCCCAGGGUUCCAAAGGGGAGGACCUUGCCCAGGGUUCCAAAAGGGAGGGGUUAGCCCAGGGUUCCAAAGGGGAGGAGCUUGCCCUGGUUCCAAAGGGGUGGAGUUUGCCUCCUUGAAGCAGGGGGAGGGGCUUGGGGGGCUCUGAGGUGUGUUGCCUUUUUUUCCAAGGAGGGAGGGGGCACUUGCCAAAGGAAGUUGCUUGGUUGAUUGAUUGAUUGGCUUGGUUUAUUUAUAUGAUGCCUUCUUGCAGUUAAGGUAAAGUAAAGUGACCCCUGACCAUUAGGUCCGAUUGUGGCCGACUCUGGGGUUGCGGCGCUCAUCUCGCUUUACUGGCCAGGGGAGGCGGCGUACAGCUUCCGGGUCAUGUGGCCAGCAGGAUUAAGCUGCUUCUGGCGAACCAGAGCAGUGCACGGAAAUGGUGUUUACCUUCCCGCCGGAGCGGUACCUAUUUAUCUACUUGCUCUUUGAUGUGCUUUCGAACUGCUAGGUUGGCAGGAGCAGGGACCUAGCAACGGGAGCUCACCCCGUCGCGGGGAUUUGAACCGCCGACCUUCUGAUCGGCAAGUCCGAGGCUCUGUGGUUUAACCCACAGCGCCACCCGCGUCCCUUCUUCCCGCAGUUAGCUGUGCCCAAAGCGGAUUACAACAAGCAUCAGCUUACGAAAAUGCAAAACAGGUGUGGGGGAGGGGCUGUUUACAAGACCUCCCAAAGGGGGCAGAAAUCAGCAACUCAGUAAACGUGGAACAAAUUUGCCACAUCGCCACCAAAACAACAACAGUGCCUAGACCAGUGUUUCCCAAACUUGGGUCUUCUGUUUUUGGACUACAACACCCAUCAUCCCUAGCUAGCAAGACCAGUGGUCAGGGAUGAUGGGAAUUGUAGGCUGGGGAAAAAAAACAGCAGGAGACCCAAGUUUGGGAAACACUGGUCUAGACUCAAGUGCAUAGUACAUAGCAGGGAAAAGUUGUUGGACUCAAACUCCCAGCAGCUCCCGGGCCCAUGCAACUGCCCAGUGGUGAUGGGAGUUGUAGUUUAUUCCAAAUCUGGAGGGCUGAACGACUUCCCACCACCACAGAGAGUGGAGUGGGGAACGACCCCAACAGUUGCACCUACUGCUUCUGUUCCCCAAGACAGAUUGCAACCAUGGCCUGGUUCCCUUUGGGUGGCGUUCAAAUUAUAAGUUUUUAAUCUUUUUUAGGGUUGGUCAGUGGAGACUGAAGGGCCUAACUUGGUACAUUUUCAUUGAUUGAAAUGGAUCUGCUCGAGUUUUGUUUUUUUAGAAUAGUUUAGUGGCACCUUAGGAGGCUGAUUAGUAGAGAAAAGUUGUGGGAGGAGGGCUGGUCUAGUGUGUGAAAGGGCUGUUGCGGAGAGAAGGGACUUGUUUGCCCCCUCUUACUUUGAAGAGGAGGGGCUCAUGUUUGGAGUGGUGGUGGAAAUCCAGCGGCACUGGGGCAGGGGGGGUUUGGGGGCUUAGAGGAAGAGGUAUGGAGGGGGCUGGAGGCUGAAGAAAGGCAAGGGAGAGAGGCCUAGGCAGAGAAUAUGAGGAGCAGGAGUUGGAACUUGAGAAAGAAAUGGGAAGCGAGGGGCUUGGAAGAUGGGACUUGGCAGGAACUGUGUAGGAGGGGUUUUCCCAGUAGUGAUGUAUGGAAGUGAAAGCUGGACCAUCAAGAAGGCUGAUCGCCGAAGAAUGGAUGCUUUUGAAUUCUGGUGCUGGAGGAGACUCUUGAGAGUCCCAUGGACUGCAAGAAGACCAAACCUCUCCAUUCUGAAGGAAAUCAGCCCUGAGUGCUCACUGGAAGGACAGAUCCUGAAGCUGAGGCUCCAAUACUUUGGCCACCUCAUGAGAAGAGAAGACUCCCUGGAAAAGACCCUGAUGUUUGGAAAGAUGGAGGGCAGAAGGAGAAGGGGACGACAGAGGACGAGAUGGUGGGACAGUGUUCUCGAAGCUAGUAACAUGAGUCUGACCAAACCGCGGGAGGCAGUGGAAGACAGGAGUGCCUGGCGUGCUCUGGUCCAGGGGGUCACGAAGAGUCUGACACGACUAAACAACAACAACAAUGUAGGAGUGGGAUGGGGAGAUGGAAAUAUGAAAAGAUAUAGGGAAGAGAGGGCUUGGGAUGGUGGCUUUUGAGAAGGGAAUAGGGAGAGAGGUACUGACACUUCAGAUGGGCUGCAGUCACCUGCUUGCUAUAGAAAAAUGUGGGGUUGGCUUCUACAGCCCAAUUCCCCAUCAGGUGUCUUGGUGUUCCUUAAGUCCGUGAUCGGUCAGAGAAGAACGGAUAGAGGCAGGAUCCAGUGAAAGCAACGCAGGUCUUUAUUUUUCUGUUGCAACAGAGGCCCCCCACCCCCACCCUGCAUGGAGGUGAGAACCCAGAGCAAAGGUGUGCAAGAACCUUUAAAAACCUUUGAAAUUGCCCAACCCACUUCACCAAAGACCACCCAAAAAGCAUCAUUCAUAUGCCACAGAAAGAGGCGGUCCACAACAGAAAUUUGAGUACAGUAUGUAACCUUGGGUUACAUACGCUUCAGGUUACAUACGCUUCAGGUUACAGACUCCGCUAACCUAGAAAUAGUACCUCGGAUUAAGAACUUUGCUUCAGGAUGAGAACAGAAAUCAUGCUGCAGUGGCGCAGCGGGAGGCCCCAUUAGCUAAAGUGGUGCUUCAGGUUAAGAACAGUUUCAGGUUAAGAACAGACCUCCAGAACGAAUUAAGUACUUAACCCGAGGUACCACUGUAUGGCUUGUCUCCUGUCUGUCAAGAUAAUGCUUGCUUAUUGAAUUACCUGGCCAGCCUGGCCAUUCCUUUUGAGGUGGUAGAUCCCUUAGUUCUCCAAUCGAGGUCACAGGCCUACCCUAUUAAUGCAGAAAACAUGCCCUUAAGAUAGCACGUGUGCCUGCGAUUUCCGGCGUCUGCAUCUGCGCACACGCAAUUUCCGGCAUCUGUGCAUGUGCAGAUGCAACUUCUGGCACCGCGGAAGCGAGUCCCUGCACCGCACUGCACCAGUUUAAUGCAGCGCGUGGGUACUUGCCAAGCGGGCAGCUCAGUUUGGGGGCAGCUCAUGGGCAGGUUAAACAACCCCUGUGAGCCGCUUGUGGCCCAUGGGCCUUAGGUUGCCUACCCCUGAUUUACAGUCAUUAGGAGAGCCAAGAUGGCUUUUGGGAUUGUUCUGUGUGCUAAAAUAAAGUGCAAUUUUCUCAGGGAAUAUUUCCUAAAUUCUGAAGAGUGAAGGAUUGGUUUUCUGUGGAGUGUGUGUCCGCUGUGUGUGUGUGCACCAUACAAUUUUGUAACACCCUCCUAGCAUCCUGGAGGAUCUGUAAAGCCAUAGGAGGGGAUUUUUUGGUCUUGGACAGUGGAAGGAAGGCUUGGAAAUUGGGGACUGUAAACUGAAGAAGGGGGCUGAAAGGACCAUUGAAACUGCACAUGUGUGUUGAAAUGGUUAGGGUUUUGAUGUGGGUUUCGCUGUGGUUUCCCCUGUUUAUUUUUCGCCUUUCUGUUGUGCGGGACCCCAAGGUAGCUUCCAGCAAUAAGUGUUAUGGUUGGAGACGCUUAUCCACACCUUUCUAGGGAGCAUGUGAGUCUGGGGGGGGGGGCGGGUGACUGAAAGCAAGAAGGCCUGAGGGGAUGCGUUAGCAACCAGCAGGGUGGCUGGCAACUGGGGGGGGGGCUGGGUCUUACGGAGAAGAAAAGUGGGGUGGGAGUGAGGAGCAGGUGGUGGUCGGUGGGCUGGAUUUGCAGUGCAGCUUUAAGGCUUAUGGACAAGAAGAGAAGGGCCUUAGUGAUGUUGUGGUAUUUAGAGCUAAAGGGCGCAUCAGGGUGUGUUCAGGGCUGGGAGUGCCCUGGUGGAAGAUGCAGAUGCUCGUACAAACAGAUUUAGGCCUUGAGACAGUGCAGGGUGGUAUUGGCAGAUGGAUGGGCUGGGACACAUUGGUUCACUGAGAGGGAAAGAAUCGGCAUAAACAUGAUCGAGAGUGUUUAGGGAGUGGUUUGUGUGGUGUACUGGGUGGCUUUAAAUACUUUCACUUUAUCCUAAGGGCUCAGGGGAGGUUAUAACACUGAACAACACGGAGAGUUUCCAUUCCUGCAGAUCUAAAUUCAGUCUAGAUCAGUCACCAACUCUCUUAGUUCAACCAAAGAGACUCUGUCUUCUGUAAUCUAUUCAUAUUUUCCUAGUCCUCUCUAUUGCCGUGCAUGCAAACCCACCUCGGGUGCAGUUGUUGCAUCUAGACAUUUUUGUUUUGCUCUGGGUAUCUCCUUUGGACUCUGUCUGGAUCAAUAUCCAACAACUUGCAUUGGAAUUGCAAAAACAACACUGUCGUGUGCUAUUUACAGUAGUGUUUAGCUGUGCAUCAGAUGCCUCUGUUUUUUGGUUCAGCCUUCCUAAAAAAUAAUAAUGAUCUGGCAGUAGAGAACUGGGGUCAGUGAAUGGGUGAUCGGGAGGGAAGAGAAAGAGCAGCUAAAGGACAAAGCUAUUAUUUGAAAUGACACCGUUUUGGGGUUUGCAGGAUCCAGGGCUGGCAAUUCUGUGCAGCAGAGAUUGUCCAGUCAGCAGUUGAGCAGUAAUUGGUGUCAUUAACCUGCGAGCAACUGUGACCUAAGAAUCAAUCAGCUUUGAGAUGUUUGGUGGUUCCUGUGAAAGUGGUACAUAAACUGUGAAUAGGUUACGGAGCGGUGAUGCAGUCCUAUCCCAACAAUGCCAUGUUUGUUGCUUGCUCCUUGGAAUUUUGGUGUACUUUUUAAAAAGCCGAAGAGUCGCUGCAAAAAGCAGUUACUUCUUUGGGGAGGAAAAAAAUCUCUGCGAUGCAGUUCCUGCAGUUAGCAUUAGACCUAGGUUUCUAACCCCUAUCAAACAUGUUUGCCAAGUCAUUCUUGCCUGUAAAAUGCGUGUAAAAAAAGGUAAAGCAGUUCUUAGAGUAAGUGAUGUACCUGUAUAUAAUUAGGUUGCUGACAUAAAGUUACACACACCUGUGCUUCUUGGAAGUAAACAAACCUUCCACAGGUAAGAAUUGCUGGGCUGAGGCUAGAAGGCAAUGUUCUAGUCUGAUUUCCUUAGCCGAAGGCAGGGUCUUUCAAAUAAUGCCUUAUGGAUUAACCCCUCCACAUACAGAAUCUCUGUGCAUAUUUCUGUGGUCCAAGGUUGUGUGUACAAGAAAGAUCAAGGUGUAAUAGAUCAAAGGGUAAGGUGAGAGUAGAACCAAAGUCUGGGGCCUUUGUAAACCGAUUAAGGUACAGUUAUACUACUUGCCAGUCCUGCUGGAAAAUUCCCCAAUCCAAAUAUUAAAGCAGGGUUUCCUUUGUUUUCCUUGCCCACACACUAGUUUCUGGUGGCGGUGGGAGGGGCAGACUUUUGAUAUGAGGGGCUAUUUUAGAUGAGCAGCUCACCGCAUGAAAGGGAGGUGUAAUGAAGGAACAACGGCUUAUUAUGUUGCAUCUCAAGCCCUUUAUAGCACAGUCUCCCCAUUCUAUUACCAUCCCUCCAUAUCGCUAUCCAGCCAGAGCCAAUUUGAAUGUAAAUGCCUUGCUUGCUUCUGAAAAGCACCUCAUGUGCUCAUAAGAACACUCCUACUUUGUCAGAUCAAAGGUCCAUCUAGUUCAGCAGUUCUCUUCUCGCAGUUGUUCUAUGCCUCCCCUGGGAAGCCCACAAACGGGGCAUGAGGGCAAUCGUCUUCUCCUGCUAUUGCUCCCUAGUGCUGAAAUUCAGAGGCAUGCCACUUUUGAUCCUGGAGGGGAUCAUGCAGCCAUCUGGACAAGCAUAGAGUCCCACUCCCCACCCCCCAGAUUUGUUUGAUCCACUUGUGGAAGCCAGUUCAGAGUUUAACCAUGUGCUUGUGAGAAUCUCUUCUUCAUUAGGUUGGGUUGUUUUUAUGAGAGGGAGACAAACUUCUGCCUUUCCCAGGGGUUGGCAAGGUUUACCUUGCCUGGGCCGGUUCACUCCAGCAGAGAUCCCUCUGUGGGCUGGAUUGUGCGCAUGCGCCCAUGAUUUCUGGUGUCUGCGCAGACGCGAUUUCUGGCGCCGCAGAAGCGGGUCCCUGCGCCGCACUGCGCCGGUUUAGCGCAGCGCGUGAGCUCACCGAACGAGUGGCUCAGUUCGGGUGCGAAGUGAGGGGCCGGUUAAACGACCCCUGUGGGCCACUUGUGGCUCAUGGGCCUUAGGUUGCUGACCCCUGGCCUAUCCACUUUCUCCCCACACACUGCAUAAUUUUAUGCACCUCUCUCAUAUCCCCCUCCCCUUCAUCUGUUUUUAAAUAAAACUAAAAGCUUCCCAAACACCAAUUCCUGUGAGUCAGCCCUUCGGCCCUAACGAAUAAUUUGCUUGACCUUUUUGCACAAUGCUCCCUCUCCCGACAUCCUCCUGCUUGUUGGCCCUGUUGAUUCUGAUGUGGGAGGAACAAUGCCCCAUGUACAAAGGAAGACUUCUGAUUGAAUGGUUUCGAGCAGUUUUGCCAAGUGAAUUCGUGGUGCAUUGUUGUGUGACCUCCCUCCCUCCAACCUGCCCCCUUGGAUGCCCUGAUGCAUUCAGUGUCUGAUGAGGAGCUGUGCUUAACUUCAGAGAGUCCCGGAGGAAGCCGAUCAGUAGCUUCACCUACAGGUGUCCGGCAAGAGCAUCUUUGAGGACCCAGGCUGGGCUUUGGGAGAUAGGGAGGAAAGGGGCUGCUCCAGCAGAUUUUCCAGGGGACACUUGGAAGAGGCCAAAGAAGGAAAGGUCGUUUUUUUGUGGGGAUGGAUGUUAGCUUGGGCAAUAUGAGGAGAAGCAUGAUGCAAACGACUGGAAGAGAGCUAGUGCAGGAGGUGUCAGUAGCAGUAAAAAUGAUAGCAACAGGAACUGAGUGUCCGAUUCAAGAAGCUGGAAAUUUUGGGGGCAGCUCUUGGCUCUGGAGUUGCAUCACUCCAGACUGCCCUGCAAGGUCACAUCCAGGUUCUGCCGAGAAGCCCUGCGUCGGCGGUGGGAUGCUGACCACACACAGGGCUGUUUACAGCAGCGGUGUGCAGCGGUUUGUUGUUUUUUAGGGGAACAGUUAAGGCUAGAGGCUUGCAAGGGCGAUGUUACACGUGUGAGCAUUGCACCUUCCUCCCUGAGUUGGGCACAAGCUUCCCGUGAUUUGGGAAGGAGGCGCUAAUACUACUAAUAAUAAUAAUAAUAAUAAUAAUAAUAAUAGUAUAUUUAUACCCCGCCCAUCUGGCUGGGCUUCCCCAGCCACUCUGGGCGGCUUCCAGCAAAAUAUUAAAAUACAGUAAUGCAUCAAACAUUAAAAGCUUCCCUAAACAGGGCUGCAAGAGAACAUUUAGGGAACUGGCUUAGUCCCCCUAGUUCACUGACUACACACCACUGGUUUUGCAGCACUUUUGGGGGGUUACUCAAGGGUACACAGUAGCAGCACCUUUCUCCCCCCCCCAAAAAAAAUGUUAUAACUGUGGCACUUGCUGUAACAACUUCAUGGUGAGAGGGGAGCACAGGCCGUUUACUGUGGGGAGAGAGCACCCAUUCUCUGCAGUACUUUGCCUUUACCAUCACCCUGCCCUGUGUUUAUAAAUCCCAGCCUGACAAAUGAAUGCUGACAGCGCUGUAUUGUUUUUUCUCUUUCCGCCCUCCCCAGUUGUGCUGAUUGGAGACUCCGGGGUGGGGAAGAGUAAUCUCCUGUCCCGCUUCACACGCAAUGAGUUCAACCUGGAGAGCAAAAGCACUAUCGGUGUGGAGUUUGCCACCAGAAGCAUCCAGGUGGAUGGCAAGACGAUAAAGGCACAGAUCUGGGACACGGCUGGCCAGGAGCGAUAUCGCGCUAUCACCUCUGCGUAAGCCUCAAAAACUGCUCUGAUUCAUGGAUUGAUUAUUUAAUUUGAUAUCUUAAAAAAAUUACAGUGGUACCUUGGUUCUCAAACGCCUUGGUACUCAAACAACUUGGAACCUGAACAUUGCAAACCCGGAAGUAAGUGUUCCGGUUUAUGAACUUUUUUUGGAAGCCGAACGUGCUCCAUUUUGAUUGUUCUGCUUCCGAUUUGAGUGCCACACUUUGGUUUUGAGUUUUAUGCUGGCAGUUGGAGUGUUACGCUUCCGAUUUGAGUGCCACACUUCCAUUUUGAGUGUUAUGCUGAAGUCUGUCUGUUUUUGCUAUUUAUUUUGUGUUUUUGCGGCUUUUUUGUUUUGUUUUUGUGACUGUGUGGAACCCAGUUCAACUACUGAUUGUGUGACUGCAGUACAUUGUUUAUUGCUUUCAUUUUAUGGAUCAAUGGUCUCGUUAGAUAGUAAAAUUCAUGUUCAAUUGCUGUUUUAGGGGUUCUUUUUAACAGUCUGCAACGGAUUAAUCCAUUUCGCAUUACUUUCUAUGGGAAAGUGCGCCUUGGUUUUGGAGCGCUUUAGUUUUGGAACGGACUUCUGGAACGGAUUAAGUUUGAGAACCAAGGUACCACUGUAUCUCUAAGUGGUGUACAAAAAACUGAAUCAGCAACAGACGACUUAAACAAAACAUUACAAAAAACCCCACACAUACAUGUAAAAAUGUUACAUUAAUGCAAAGUUAAUAAUAUCUAUAAAUCAAUAUCAGUCCAUUUUCCUCCUGACACACACUCCCUCUCAGCCUCUGUGUUCUCGCCCAGGGUCCAGGCAAACUUUCUGCUCACCCACAAAAGAUUCGCAACAAAAAGAGUUGCCAGAAAGAGUGAACAUCACCUUAGUCUCUCUCUUUAGACUUGCUUUUUAUGGACAGGCCCAAGGUAGAUGACACUUCCUCAGUCUGCCUGCAGCUGUGUCCCAUUUAGCUGCCCCCUCCACACCCAGUACAGCAGGUUUGUUGAGUUUCCCAGGGGGUCCUAAGGAUGGGACGAGGGGCCCUUUCCACUCACAGCGGUUGAUUUCUAGAGGGUUGUCAAGUGCCUUCUGAGACUGUUGCAAAGCGCGCUGGACUCCGUAGACCUCUGUCUUAUUCAGCCUACGAGGCAUUGCUUAUGCAAGAGCACACACUUGGGAUUCCUGAAUGCAGAUUAGCCAACUCUCACAUCCUGGCUAUGCAAUCUUCUUCUGAAAUUUGAUUUCUUAAAAGUGCCUUGCUGACACUCUGUGUGACUGUGUGUUGAGGGGGCAAACAGCAAAUCGGCUCAUUCCAGGAUAAAGGAAUUCAGGCUGAGGUGACGGAAGAUUGCGAAUCGUGUCAUAAGCCUGAAUUGAGUCAGUGCUCAGAUGGGCUUCUCUUCUGGACCAAGUGCUUCUGAUUCAGCUUGCCUGACCUAAUAUUCCCCCUAUCCUUUGUUUAUUUGAAUGGGAGAGAAACCUAAACCUGGCCUCCCAGACCGCUUCAUAGUUGCUCAUGAAUUUCCCAGAGAAGCCAAUGUUUGCUUGAACAUCCCAUGACAUGGGAAGCUGCUAUAUACAGAGUCUGACCAUUGGUCCAUCUAGAUCAAUAUUGUAGACACCGAUUGGCAGUUGUUCUGUGCAGGGUUUUAGAGAGAAGGGCCCCAGGCAUAGGCAAACUCGGUGCUCCAGAUCUACCCGGACACUGAGGUCCAGCGCCGAGGGCCUUCUGGCGGUUCCCUCGCUGCGAGAAGCCAAGUUACGGGGAACCAGGCAGAGGGCCUUCUCGGUAGUGGCACCCGCCCUGUGGAACGCCCUCCCACCAGAUGUCAAAGAGAAAAAUAACCACCAAACUUUUAGAAGACAUCUGAAAGCAGCCCUGUUUAGGGAAGCUUUUAAUGUUUAAUAGGUUAUUGUAUUUUAGUGUCUUAUUGGAAGCUACCCAGCCAGAUGGGCGAUGUAUAAAUAAUAAGUUGUUGUUGUUGUUGUUGUUGUGACUACAACUCCCAUCAUCCCUGACCACUGGUCCUGUUAGCUAGGGAUGAUGGGAGUCGUAGUCCCAACAACCACAACAACAACAACAACAACAGGCUCCUAGGAAUUUUUACAGGCUAAAAGCUUUUAUGUGCCCUCCCAUAGCUUGAGUAGCAGCUGAGAUUAUUAUGCAGACAUAGGUGGCAUAGAUAGGGUUGCUGGGCAGAGCUCCUGGAAAGACCACUGUCUUUAAUAUCCUUUCACUUCAACCCUAAAUGCAUGAUCUUGGAGGUAAUCGUGGAAGGGGGUGCUUUUGUGAAGUUUGUGUGUGCAAGAUGUAGUAGUGGUAAUAAUAAUAAUAAUAAUAAUAAUAAUAAUAAUGGUAAUAAUAAUAAUAUUUAUACCCUGCUCAUCUGGCUGGGUUUCCGCAGCCACUCUGGGCAGCUUCCAACAAAAUAUUAAAAUACAGUAGUCCAUCAGACAUUAAAAGCUUCCCUAAUCAGGGCUGCCUUCAGAUGUCUUCUAAAAGUCUGAUAGUUGUUGUUCUCUUUGACAUCUUGUGGGAGGGCGUUCCACAGGGCGGGUGCCACUACCGAGAAGGCCCUCUGCCUGGUUCCCUGUAACUUGGCUUCUCACAGCGAGGGAACCGCCAGAAGGCCCUCAGCACUGGACCUCAGUGUCCGGGCAGAACGAUGGGGGUGGAGAUGCUCCUUCAGGUAUACUGGGCCGAGGCCAUUUAGGGCUUUUAAGAUCAGCACCAACACUUUGAAUUGUGCUCAGAAACGUACUGGGAGCCAAUGUAGGUGUUAUGUGGUCUCAGCAGCCGCUCCCAGUCACCAGUCUAGCUGCCGCUAGAAUGUAGGUCUUUUUUUAAAAAAAUAAAAGCGAGUUGCGCAAGUAAACAACUGCUCAAGUGCUGCUUUAAAAAUUCCAUUAAGCAGUUGAAUAAACAUGAAGUAUCGUAAUAAAUUUGCUUAAUUUAAUACCUGGUGUUAGUUUCUUUUAAAAGCAAAAACUGUUUGCUUACUUGCGUGAGUUGUUGUUCUGAUGCCCUGUACCCCUCCUCACAGGGGUCCAUCAGCAAAGUGUUAAUUAUUCUGAACUUUACACUGUCCUUUGCACACAGGAUGGAAGAUAAGCCUGGCUCAUACUUGCAGAAUUUUGGCAGUCUGUAACUUAACGGGCUGAGUUCUGCAAACAUUUGUGUGCCUGGUGCAAAUCCUGAAAAUCUUGGCAUUCAUUUUUGUUUGUGCAGGCAGCUUGUGUCCAGUUAGCCUCUAGACUGGUGGAACUCUGCCUGAUCCGUCUUCUAUGUGACUGCCCUUCAGAUAAGACCACUAUCGUGCCCCUGUCUUCUCUUUUCCCAUAUAAACAUAAUCCGCUUUUCCGUCCAGUUUGUCAGUGUCCUUCAGCAACCUCUGUUUCCAGAGACCCUUCCACAGGCUGAGUAACACCUGUCUAAAUAACUCUUUCAGCUAUUACCGUGGUGCCGUUGGAGCACUCCUGGUUUACGACAUCGCAAAACACUUGACAUACGAGAACGUGGAGCGUUGGCUGAAGGAGCUCCGGGAUCAUGCAGAUAACAACAUCGUCAUCAUGCUGGUGGGGAACAAGAGCGAUCUGCGUCACCUGAGGGCUGUGCCUACAGACGAGGCCCGCGCUUUUGCAGGUUGGGUUGUUACAAACUCUGGAUGUUGAUGCUCUUUGGCUGCCUGGCUCUCAUGGAAGCAUUGGCCAUGCUCCCUUUUAAGUGCCGAGGGAGUUUGCAAAUUGGCCACCUGGAAGAGGUGGUAUAAAGCUUCUGAGAGGUUGUAAUUUUAUGAAGCAGCAGUGGUGUGCUUAGUGCAGUGAAGUCAGGUCCUUGGCUGAAAGAGGCCCACAAUGUGGCGGACAACAGAGAGUCUCCGGUUAAGAGCUUUUGAAAAGGCUUAGGUAGAGGCAGUGUGGUGAUCAUCACUAAAAUAUUUAAUAUAAAUAUAGUUCUUUUUUUAAGAAAUUGCUCACAAGUACAUACAUUACUUUGGUUACUCUUGUAAGAGCCUGUGGGACUCACUGGUUGUAGUGUUGGACUUGGAUCAAGGAGGCCUGGGCUUUAAUGUCUGAUCAGCUGUAAAAUUGAAAUGUGUAAUUGGAGUGAGAAUAAACUGACUCACUCUCAAUUUACCUCCUAAGUUUGAUGCGGGGAUAAAAUUGCAUGUGACUGAGUAUAGGGUGGGGAAUGCACACGGGCACACCAAACUUGGAGGAAGGAUAACUUAAAACUAGGGGUUUUAUUUGAUAAUAAAGGUAAGCCAGUAUUCAUCCCCAUUUUACAAAUUUGGGGAUGCAAACAACUGACACUGAGAAACGAGGUUGCUGGAGGUUUCAAAUUAGAUCACGACUGGUACUUCUGAUUCAUAACUUGUGACACUAAAACAUCUGCCUUAUUUAUGCUAGUUUGCAAAUCUUAAUUGUUUUCCCUAUGCACAGCCAAGAUUGGCUACUGGGUGCAUUACUGAGCUGUGGUUAAUCUAAAACAAAAGUGGAAGCUUCUGAACUUUUCGCUGUGCUGGAAUAGGAGAUAGGGACCGGGGUAACUUUUCAUAGAAUUGUAGGAUGGGAAGAGACCCCAAGGGUCAUUAGCCUAACCCUCUGCAAUGCAGGAAUCAUAGCCUCAUAAUGUGAUUAGGUGUGCUAACUAAGCCAACAUUUCUCUUAGUCUUCAGAAUUCAGUUAUCUAAUAUGCUUUUGAAUUCUUUAAGGGGUGGGACGAAAGCGAUCUUUCUUCCUAUUGCUUGACUUUGAGGAGAGUGCCAUCUGUACAUGAAAAUAACUGCAGUGAUUUCCUCCCCUGCCCUUGCAGAAAAAAACAACCUGUCAUUCAUUGAAACUUCAGCACUCGACUCAACAAAUGUAGAAGAAGCCUUCAAGAACAUCCUUACUGGUGAGGAUUUCCAUUUAGAUUAUCUUUCUUGGUGUGUAAAGGGCAUGUGGGGCAAUGGAAAGGAAACACACGCCUGGAUUUGAUCUGUGGUCACUACAUAGGUGCCAACUCCCUGUGGCCCUGGGUGCCCGAGCACCCACAAAAUUCCCAGUGAAGGCACCAGGCACCCACUAAUUUCAGUGCCAGGGCCAUGCACGCUGCGUGGCAUCCACGGCCCCGGGCACCCACAGUUGUGGGGCCAAGUUGGAACUCCUUGGCCACCAUCAGUAUGUGUGGUCGGCAUCCCUUAACAGCUCUUUGAGCCUUGAAAUGUUUACCAUCAGCCUUGCACAUUUGCGUUUAGGGUUGUUUGUCAACGUGCAUGUAACUUGCUCCCAGAUUGCUGGAGAUAAUGGAUUGCUCCAGUGAUUUUGCUUAUCACUUCUGCGUGACUGCCUUGCCUGGAUAGGGGAAGAAGGCAGGUCUGUGUGUGUAUCUCUCUCUGUGUGUACAGGAAGGCUUUACAGUGGACCCUGUAGUUACGUACCGCUCUAGAUAUAUACCCUUCGGGUUAUGAACGCGGCAAACCCGGAAGUGUAUACUUCUGGGUUUUGUCAUGCGCACAUUUACAGAAGUGCUCUGUGCACUUUGUGCAUGCUCAGAAUCGCUCAAUCGUGCUGCGCACAUGCGCAGAAGCGCUUAAUUGUGACGUAUGCAUGCGCAGAACCGGUGCCUCUGCCUACGGACUUUUCGGGUUGCGGACGGACCCCCAGAACAAAUUUAAUUCGUAUCCAGAGGGUCCACUGUACUUUGAGCAUUCUUGGCAAGCUAAAUGCCAAGAGCCAUUGUUGAUGAUGGGCUUCUUUCCACCAACAGUAACUGAACCUACCCACACCCUGAGAUCACCGUCUGAAGCCCAUCUGCCUCCUCCAUGUGAGGUCUGGAGGCUGGCAACACGAGAACGGGGCCUUUUCUGCAGUGGCUCCCCGCUUGUGGAAUGCUCUCCCCAGGGAGGCUCACUUGGCACCUUCAGAAUACACUUUUAGGUGCCAGGUGAAAACAAUCCCCUUUCACCAGGCCUUUGGUUGACAUCCCAUGCCCUUUAAAAAUUUGUUGUGGAAGGGAGGGGGUUAUUGGGUUGUUCUUGUUUUUAUUUUGAUCAUGUAUUUGGUGUUUUUUAUAUUGCGAUUUUAUGGUGUGAACCGCCCUGAGACCUGUGGGUACAGGGCAAGUAUACAAAUUUAAUAACGAUGAUGAUCAUGAUCGCACCAGUCUUGCUACUGCAAGUGGAGCAGGGCUGGGGUACCCAGGUGGAUGUACUUGGGGCAUUCCCUGUAAUAUGUGAAUUGCAAAGGUAAAUGGGUCUGGAUCUGGUCCCUGACUGCUUAAAACCCCACAUUUAUGCCACCUUGGGUUCCAUGAUGGGAGAAAGGCGGACUACAGAUAUAACAGAAUGCAUAAUAAAUACAACCACGUGUGCCCUGUGUUACAUGUGGUGGCUUCCUUGGUGUGGGUCCACAGUCAAGAAAAAGGGAGGAAAGGGGCUUCCACUCUGCAAGGGCACACAGUACAGUGGUGCCCCGCAAGACGAAUGCCUCGCAAGACGGAAAACCCGCUAGACGAAAGUGUUUUCCGUUUUUGAGUUGCUUCGCAGGACGAAUUUCCCCAUGGGCUUGCUUCGCAAGACGAAAAUGUCUUGCGAGUCUUGAGAUUUUUUUCCCGCUUUUCCCCCCCUUUAUCUAAGCCGCUAAGCCUUUAAUAGCCUUUUAGCAGCUAAUCCGCUAAGCCGAUAAGCCUUUAAUAGCUGCUAAACCGCUAAUAGCGCUAAUCCGCUAAGCCGCUAAUAGGGUUGCUUCGCAAGACGAAAAAACCGCUAGAUGAAGACACUCGCGGAACGGAUUAAUUUUGUCUUGCGAGGCACCACUGUAUACAGACUGAAUGCCUUUGGCUCGCAUCAUUUCCUCAGGCUGUUCAGUGCAGAGGGCUGUAGGCAAGACGUGCCUUUGGUUCUUUCUGUGGACUAAACCACAGAAAGCUUUCAAGGUGUGUUCUGCGGAAUUCUCUUGCUCCUUAGUAAUGGCAAGGACGCUUGACAGGAUCGCGGCCCUGCAAUGCGCAGCAGCUGGGAAUGGCAGUGCGUUGGCAGGGCAAAAGUCCAGGUCACUGAGCCGAGGUUUCGUGCGUUGGGUGACCGGUAUGCCGGACCCAAACGACUCUCUUCUUUGGACUCUUUGCUGUGGAUAGUGGCUUCUUUCCCCCUGGGGAAAACGUGUGCUUGUAUCUGAGUCCCCCUUCUGGUCUCCUUUCCGCAGAGAUCUACCGCAUUGUGUCGCAGAAGCAGAUUGCGGACCGGUCCGCCCACGACGAGUCUCCCGGCAACAACGUGGUGGACAUCAGCGUGCCCCCCACCACCGACGGACAGAAAUCGAACAAACUCCAGUGUUGCCAGAACCUGUGA
Messenger RNA from Podarcis lilfordi (Lilford's wall lizard), 15534 nucleotides. NCBI's taxonomy places the organism in Eukaryota, Metazoa, Chordata, Lepidosauria, Squamata, Lacertidae. The record is from the annotation of a GenBank genome assembly.